UUCAGUUCUGCUCGUGGCCGGCACCGCUGUGUUACCCCGAACUGCCGGUCUGAGCAGCAUGACGUCCGCCUUGGAGAACUACAUCAACCGAACUGUUGCCGUUAUUACAUCAGAUGGGAGAAUGAUUGUGGGAACACUGAAAGGUUUUGACCAGACCAUUAAUUUGAUUUUGGAUGAAAGCCAUGAGCGAGUAUUCAGCUCUUCACAGGGGGUAGAGCAAGUGGUACUAGGAUUAUACAUUGUAAGAGGUGACAACGUUGCAGUCAUUGGAGAAAUUGAUGAAGAAACAGAUUCUGCGCUUGAUUUGGGGAAUAUUCGAGCAGAGCCUUUAAAUUCUGUAGCACACUGAGGAAAAACUACAUAUUUGGACAUCUGUAAAUCUUUGUACAGAAACUGAUUAUUCUGAGGAUGAUAUAUGGAAUUUUUAUGAAUGUGUAACUGGAUUUUGACUCCUUGUUGAUUCAUUGUAGUAUGUAAAUUAAAAAAUUUCUACAUUU
Rhinopithecus roxellana (golden snub-nosed monkey) is the source of this 497-nucleotide messenger RNA. Its product is annotated as U6 snRNA-associated Sm-like protein LSm8. The coding region runs from base 59 to 349 and encodes 96 amino acids. Gene Ontology annotation, cellular component: precatalytic spliceosome; U4/U6 x U5 tri-snRNP complex; U6 snRNP. The record is from RefSeq and is a predicted model, not a curated record. Gene Ontology annotation, biological process: mRNA splicing, via spliceosome. Lineage: Eukaryota; Metazoa; Chordata; Mammalia; Primates; Cercopithecidae. Gene Ontology annotation, molecular function: RNA binding. The transcript has a single exon.